AAGGCCCCGGACAGGCAGGCGGGCCCUGGACUCCCAAUCCAGGAGUAGAGCUGGAGGGAGAAACAAGCUGCUGUGGGAGGUCUGAGACCAGCCCCGCCCACCUGUCUCUUCUCUGGGAACCGCUAGUCCAGGGGCUUGUCCCUGUGGUGCCAUUGGCCUGGUGGGCAGCAUCGAAGAGGAAGUGGCUGAGUUCCGAGCAGAGCUUUCUGCCUCACCUGGUUUGGGCCGCGGCACAGCUGCGCCUCUGGCUCAGUCCCGCCCCUUGUGACCCUCUGUGACUUCCCCAUCCCUCUGGGGAGAUGCUGUCCUGUGGGUGGUUUCAUCGAGACCUCAGUGGGCUGGAUGCAGAGACCCUGCUCAAGGGCCGAGGUGUCCAUGGGAGUUUCCUGGCUCGGCCUAGUCGCAAGAACCAGGGUGACUUCUCCCUCUCCGUCAGGGUGGGGGAUCAGGUGACCCAUAUUCGGAUCCAGAACUCGGGGGAUUUCUACGACUUGUAUGGAGGGGAGAAGUUUGCGACGCUUACAGAGCUGGUGGAGUACUACACACAGCAGCAGGGCGUCCUACAGGACCGCGAUGGCACCAUCAUCCACCUCAAGUACCCUCUUAACUGCUCCGACCCUACGAAUGAGAGGUGGUACCAUGGCCACAUGUCUGGGGGGCAGGCAGAGACGUUGCUGCAGGCCAAGGGUGAGCCCUGGACAUUUCUUGUGCGUGAGAGUCUCAGCCAACCUGGAGAUUUUGUGCUGUCGGUGCUCAGUGACCAGCCCAAGGCUGGCCCAGGCUCCCCGCUCAGAGUCACCCAUAUCAAGGUCAUGUGUGAGGGUGAACGCUACACAUUAGGUGGUUCGGAGACCUUUGACAGCCUCACAGACCUGGUGGAAUAUUUCAAGAAGACAGGGAUCGAGGAGGCCUCGGGUGCCUUUGUCUACCUGCGGCAGCCCUACUAUGCCACGAGGGUGAAUGCGGCCGACAUUGAGAAUCGGGUCUUGGAACUGAACAAGAAGCAGGAGUCGGAAGACACAGCCAAGGCUGGCUUCUGGGAAGAGUUUGAGAGCCUGCAGAAGCAGGAGGUGAAGAACCUGCACCAGCGACUGGAAGGGCAGCGGCCAGAGAACAAGUGCAAGAACCGCUAUAAGAACAUCCUCCCGUUCGACCACAGCCGAGUGAUCCUGCAGGGACGUGACAGCAACGUCCCUGGGUCCGACUACAUCAACGCCAACUACGUCACGAACCAGCUGCUGGGCCCUGAUGAGAAUGCUAAGACCUACAUCGCCAGCCAGGGCUGCCUGGAGGCCACGGUCAACGACUUCUGGCAGAUGACAUGGCAGGAGAACACCCGUGUCAUUGUCAUGACCACCCGAGAAGUGGAGAAAGGCCGGAACAAAUGUGUCCCAUACUGGCCGGAGGUGGGCACUCAGCGCGUGUAUGGACCCUACACUGUAACCAACUGUGGGGAAUAUGACACAGCCGAGUACAAACUCCGCACCUUACAGGUCUCCCCACUGGACAAUGGCAACCUAGUACGGGAGAUCUGGCACUACCAGUACUUGAGCUGGCCUGACCAUGGGGUCCCCAGUGAACCUGGGGGCGUCCUCAGCUUCCUAGACCAGAUCAAUCAGCGUCAGGAAAGUCUGCCUCACCCUGGGCCCAUCAUCGUGCAUUGCAGCGCGGGCAUUGGCCGCACAGGCACCAUCAUUGUCAUUGACAUGCUCAUGGAGAGCAUCUCCACUAAGGGGCUGGACUGUGACAUUGACAUCCAGAAGACGAUCCAGAUGGUGCGGGCUCAACGCUCGGGCAUGGUGCAGACAGAGGCGCAGUACAAGUUCAUCUAUGUGGCCAUUGCCCAGUUUAUUGAAACCACCAAGAAGAAGCUGGAGGUCAUGCAGUCCCAGAAGGGCCAAGAGUCAGAGUAUGGGAACAUCACCUACCCUCCGGCUAUGAAGAAUGCCCAUGCCCAGGCCUCCCGCACGUCCUCUAAACACAAAGAGGAUGUGUACGAGAACCUGCACAGUAAGAACAAGAGGGAGGAGAAGGUGAAGAAACAGCGGUCAGCGGACAAGGACAAGAGCAAGGGCUCCCUCAAGAGGAAGUGAGGUGGGCACCGGCUCAAGGUGGCCAUGCCUCAGCCCUGAUCCCUGUAGAGGCCUCCAGUGAACACCCACAGCCUGAACCUAGGAGCUGCCUGCCCAACUCUAUUGUAAUUUAAAUGGUCCUGUUCUCACCUCCCUCUCCCUGACCCUGUAUAUAGCCCAGCAAGGCUCCAGCCCAGGCCAGCCCUAAUUCUUUUGUAAAUAAAACCCCUAGGAUCACUGUG
This is a messenger RNA of Pteropus alecto (black flying fox), 2314 nucleotides long. It is a transcript of the gene PTPN6, whose product is annotated as protein tyrosine phosphatase, non-receptor type 6. Gene Ontology annotation, molecular function: protein tyrosine phosphatase activity. NCBI's taxonomy places the organism in Eukaryota, Metazoa, Chordata, Mammalia, Chiroptera, Pteropodidae. The transcript has 16 exons. Gene Ontology annotation, biological process: protein dephosphorylation. The coding region runs from base 300 to 2093 and encodes 597 amino acids. The record is from RefSeq and is a predicted model, not a curated record.